Molecule: messenger RNA, 470 nt
Organism: Dimorphilus gyrociliatus
Lineage: Eukaryota; Metazoa; Annelida; Polychaeta; Dinophilidae
Source: the annotation of a GenBank genome assembly
AUAGGUGAAAAAAAAACAUGUCGGAAAAUGUAGUCAUCUGUGUUGAUGCUAGUGAACAAGCUGCUGAUGCAUUUGCGUGGUACGUGAACCAUAUCCACAGGGCAGGGAAUAACAUAUUCCUAUUACACGCACCAGAGAUCGAAAGCUUGGCCAUGUCAAGUGCUGGUAGUAUGAGCUUUUCCCCUGGAGUUUGGCAAAAUUUGUACCAGAAGGAAAAUGCUGCCUCAAAACAACUAGAACACGACUACAGUCAACGUUUAAAAGAGGCUGGACUUCCAGGAAAAUGGGUAACAGUUAACCAUGGUGGUAAACCAGCAGAAGCAAUCGUAAAGGCUGCGCAAGAAGUCGAAGCUACUUUGCUUGUCAUGGGAACCAGGGGAAUGGGAACGGUUCGAAGAACCAUUUUCGGUUCGGUUAGCGAUUAUGUUCUGCAUCACGCUCAUUGUCCUGUUGCUGUUUACAGACAUUAG